CUUUUAGUUUGAAUUGCGCAAUCAACUAAUCCGGAAAUUGAGCUUCCUAUCGGUUCAGUUUGUACAUCACUCAUUUGAAGAUGGCUUCGUCCUUUUGGAAAGGUGUCGUGGGUUUUGGCCUUUUUGCUUUGGCACAUGCGGCGUUCUCUGCGGCACAACACCGAUCCUACAUGCGCCUUACAGAAAAGGAGAAUGAAACGCUACCCAUAGAUAUUGUCCUCCAGACGUUGUUAGCGUUUAUAGUGACUUGUUAUGGAAUAGUUCACAUCGCUGGAGAAUUCAAAGACAUGGAUGCAUCCUCAGAACUGAAAAACAAGACGUUUGACACGUUGAGGAAUCAUCCUUCGUUCUAUUGUUUCAACCACCGGGGCCGCGUGCUGUUUCGCUCCCCAGAAGAGGAGCCCUUGACGGCUCCUCAAGCAGCACCCUCAAACCCCCUACGGUUACGCAAGCUGGAGAACUUUAAUUGAGACUGGCCUUUACCGGGCUACCGUGCCCAUCUUUCUCCGUCUCUCUCUGUCUUUUUUUUUUUUUUUUUUCUUUCUCUCACUUUGUGCAUCAGUGAGCGCCUGGGUUGGUGAGGGAUGGGGGAAGAUAAGAACAGAUUUCCCCUGUCCUUAACUUCUCUGCAUAUGGUGUAUAUGCUGUAUAAAUUUGCAUCUCUUCAACAGUGAUUUCCACAUGUACAUCUUUGGACUGUGCCAACUCCUUGUUUUUUUUCCAGCUGACUUGUUUGUAAAUAUUGUUAAUGCUUGGGAGUCUUAAGGUUUGAAAAGAAGAAAAAUCUUCCCUGUCCCCAGUCCUGGCAGGCUUUGUCAGAGGCACAUUUCAUUCAUGUCACACAAAGGGGUUCAGUAACACCUCAUAUUAAAAACUCACAUCAACCUCCACAUUUUAGGCUGAGCAGCUGUUCCUGACUGAAUUAUGUUCUUCCUGGCCAUGACCUCAAACAAGGGGAUGUCCAAUGGACCAUACAGUGUAUUUAUGUUUUUUCAUGUUCAUCAAUGUCUGGAUUUUCAAAAUAGUUUGUUAUGCAAUAAACACCUGAGGUCAUGGAAAUAUGUUAACGAUAUCUGUAAAAGUUGAAACCGACAAGAAUUGAAGGCAGUUUAGCACCGAUGCUAAUAGCACCGAUGCUAAUGAUACUGUGAACAUGUAGUGGAGACUAAUGGUACACUUGUUUUUCGGGAGAAUGUUUGUAAUUUUGUUCCAAUUUUAUGUUCUAACAUUUUUAACUUAAAAAUAAUAAACUCUGAAAUUUUAUGGAA
Messenger RNA from Clupea harengus (Atlantic herring), 1268 nucleotides. It is a transcript of the gene mmgt1, whose product is annotated as membrane magnesium transporter 1. Gene Ontology annotation, cellular component: Golgi apparatus; plasma membrane; EMC complex. Lineage: Eukaryota; Metazoa; Chordata; Actinopteri; Clupeiformes; Clupeidae. The record is from RefSeq and is a predicted model, not a curated record.